GACAAACUCAACACACGUCUGUCAUGUGUUUGUGGGGAUGGUAGCAAUUGUGCACCUUGUACCGGCUGUUACUGGCUGUCACAUGGGAUGUACGGUUGCUGUUUUUUUUAUGAUGUACUAUAUGUGAUAGUGUGAAGCAGGAAGGGUGGGAAACCCGAAAUGCUGUGUCGCCGCACGCAUAGACUUACUGGAGUCUUUAGUGAGCAUCAAAUUCCUCCUGAGUCCUGAUUCUAUGGAUUUCACCGAGUUACUUGUCGCUGUUGACGACAAAGCAUCUGCCGAAGAACAACCUCUCCCCGAAGCCCUUCGUUCCACGUCCCUUGUAAUGAGGGUACUCUGUUUUUUGGCAUUUGGAUGCCCCAAUCUUCAUGAUCAUUGGAAUUCGUUUCAAUCAGACCGAGCCUUCGAAACCGUUAGGACCAGAAUGUGCUCUAUCCUGGGCAGCACUAUCACCACGGCAAGCCUCCUCGCUAUCAGUAGUGUUUUCGUCAUUAUAGUCUUUCCUGCGUCAUACUUCGGCUAUACACCAUCCGUUCCCUAUUGUCUACUCUUUACAUCACUCAUGUUUGCCAUGUUUGCCAUGUUGACAUCUGGCUCGAGCAUGAUACGUUGGCUACACACCGAUCGGCACUGGACUCAAGAACACCUCAAACAAGGCGGCUACUUCGUCUGGUCCUACCUGUUGUCAAUAGUCACGCCUAUGUUCUUCAUUUUCUGGUCCCUGAAUUGUUUCGUUUUUGGUGUGUUGCUCUGUCAUUUGGUACUUUUCCUGGCCCUCAUGGAUUUCACCCCAGCGAUGUUGAUAGCAGGCUUUUCGUCUCAAAGUGUGAUCUGCCGAGCCGUCACUGCGCUUGGGCUGGUUGCAUACGUUGUCAACGUUGGGAAAAUAUCGAUAGAAGCUAUGUACAGGUAUAGGACAGGUCUUGAGCACGCCGAAUACCGCCAGUGAUGUACAGUUUCCAUGUGUUAGUUAGGAAGAAUAUACCGCCAAUCUGUCCAUUUCCCAGACGUUCUCAUGCUUACCCCUCACAGAUGAAUCGUCACGACCUAAGUAUCUCACUCAAUUCUUACUGGCGCACAUAACUUACAAC
Suillus plorans is the source of this 1091-nucleotide messenger RNA. RefSeq lists its product as uncharacterized. The transcript is spliced from 4 exons. Bases 233 to 949 code for a protein of 238 amino acids. The record is from RefSeq and is a predicted model, not a curated record. NCBI's taxonomy places the organism in Eukaryota, Fungi, Basidiomycota, Agaricomycetes, Boletales, Suillaceae.